UCGACUUCUUCCCUUCCUGGGUCUUGCAUUUUUGUAGUCGGCAGCCUGAAGCUUUUGUUCACUUACCGUCGCGUCGAAGUUCUACGACAAACGCCUGACUGGCCAUUUUAUUCCGUUCCGAGACGCAGAAAUUGUUGUCAGCGGCAUUUUGAAGAGAAACCGCAGCCUUUCGUGCGUGCCCGCAGCUGCGUUCACCACGCAGCGGUUGUUCCCCAAUCUGACCGAAUCGAGGAGCCAUGCCGAGCGGAGACGUUCUCGUCGCGUCGCAGCCAGCGAUAUGCAGCAAGGAGGAAAUGCGGGUCUACCGCGCUGGUUCGCAUUCGUCGACGCAGAGGCCGAUGGUCGCAUCACGGGUCCGGACGCCGUUCCCUUCUUCAAGCGCUCGGGCCUCAUGCAGCACGACCUCAAAGCGAUCUGGGCUGCAGCAGACGACCGUCGCCAGGGCUACCUGGGGUUCGAGGAGUUCGUGGUGGCCAUGCGGCUGAUCGCCAAGCAGCAGAUGCUGUCCCGCGGGGAGGACAUGCCAGCGCGCUACCCGUGUUUCCCCUUGCUCAAGGGGCUGGACGAGGCUCUGGCGUCAGAGAGCAUCCUGGCGUGCACUGCAUCCAUUGAGUCCGACACAGCAGCAGACGAGCCAGACCCUUCCCUCGCGGCGUCGCUCAUGGCUAUGUUCAAGCCCAAGCCCAAGGCCAAGAAGCCCCUGUUCCCAUCCGCCAUAACAUCCGUGGUGGACGGGCUGAGGGGCCUGUAUGAGAGCAAGCUGCGGCCGCUGGAAGAGAUGUACCGCUUCGCCGACUUCCACAGCCCCAUCCUGACGGAAAGCGACUUUGAGGCCAAGCCCAUGGUCAUGCUGCUGGGGCAGUACAGCACAGGCAAGACCACGUUCAUUCGCCACCUGCUCAACCGCCCCUACCCUGGCUCGCACAUCGGUCCCGAGCCCACCACAGACCGCUUUGUCGUCGUCAUGAACGGCCCUGACGACCGCAGCAUCCCCGGCAACACGGUGGCAGUGAGCGCCGACAUGCCCUUUGCCGGCCUCGCCCGCUUCGGAUCCGCCUUUCUCGAGAAGCUCGAAGUGGCGCAGCUGCCCCACCCUCUGCUGGACCACAUCUGCCUGGUGGACACCCCGGGGGUGCUGGCAGGGGAGAAGCAGAGGACCCAGCGCAGCUACGACUUCACAGGGGUCACCGAGUGGUUCGCCAGCAAGUGCGACCUCAUUCUGCUGCUCUUCGACCCGCACAAGCUGGACGUGAGCGACGAGUUCAAGCGCGUGAUCACGUCGCUGCAUGGGAAUGCUGACAAGAUCCGGCUGGUCCUGAACAAGGCGGACCAGGUCAACACACAGCAGCUCAUGCGUGUGUACGGUGCGCUCAUGUGGUCGCUGGGGAAAGUGAUCAACACACCUGAGGUCAUGCGCGUGUACAUAGGAUCCUUCUCCGACACAGCUCCUGCCAAGAAGCUUCCUGCCAAGAAGCUCCAUGCCAAGAAGCUUCCUGCAAAGAAACCCCGCAAGCAGGCCCUCCAGCUGCGGUCAGCAGCGCAGCAGGCGAACGGAGCAGAGGCCAAGCCCCGCGAGGAGAAAGCGGUGUGCAAGGCAGGCGAGGGAGCGAGUGUGGAGGAGGCGGGACGAACUGGAGGGAGUGAGAAGGAGGCGAAGAAUGAGUGUGCGGCAGUAGUAGAGGAGAGCGGUGCGGAGGCGAGCACGAAGGGUGCAGGUCUGGAGAAGGAAAUUGUGGAGGGAGGAGUGGAGGGAGGAGAGGAGGGAGGAGAGGGGCGCAGUGGAGGGGAAUUGGAGGAGAGCAAGGGCAAGGAGAACAUGCCACCAACGAGCGAUGGGGGUGCCACGGCUAAAGGGAGAGGAGUGGGGAAGGGUGCGGAUGGCGCAGAGAAGGAAGAGGAUGAGAGUGAUGAUGAGGAGGAGCAGCCAGAGACGGAGGGCGACGAUGAUGCAGAGGGGCGGCUGGGGCGCGCGCUGUUUGAGCGAGAGAUGAACGACCUGCUGUCGGACCUGGGGGACCUGCCCAGGAAGAGCUGCGACAGAAAGAUCAACGAGUUCGUGAAGCGCGCGAGGGCAGCGAGGGUGAAUGCGUUCAUCCUCUCGCACCUGCGCUCGCAGCUGCCCCUGUUUGGCCGCGCCAAGGCGCAGCAGAAGCUCAUUGACAACCUGCCCCAGGAGUUCGAGAAGGUGGCCCGAGAACACCGCCUCGCAGAAGGCGACCUCCCCCCAGUGGCUCUCUUCCAGCGUGCGCUGGCCGGGUGUGCGUUUGAGAGCUUUGAGCGGCUCAACGUGAAGCUGGUGGAAGAGGUGGAUAGAAUGCUCGCUUAUGAUAUUCCGCAUCUGCUGAAUACGUUUAGGAACCCUUAUAUGUAAAAUUCCAUAGAUGGUUUCUUUUGCAAUAAAGUUUAUACUAUAUAUGGCAUGAUUUUUAGAACCUCAAGAUUGUUUCAUCGGAUACAUUUUGAAGGUUUUUUCUAAUGCCUGACAUAUGC
This is a messenger RNA of Closterium sp. NIES-67, 2490 nucleotides long. The record is from the annotation of a GenBank genome assembly. Lineage: Eukaryota; Viridiplantae; Streptophyta; Zygnematophyceae; Desmidiales; Closteriaceae.